AUGUAUACCGAAACUAAAGAUCAGAGGGCCCAAAGGGUCUCCUUGUUGAAUACCUUCGUCAGAUGGAAUAGUAUAUUCCCCGAAUUUGAGAGGGGUUCUACAGCCAUAAGACUGUUCAAUAAAUCUUGCAUAAACAGGAUUAUAAAGACAAAUAAUAAAACAGUCGACGCUGGUAAAAAUGAUUAUGGGGAAAAGGCGAACAAAUGUAUAGAUGAUAUUGGAUUAAUUAAAGAAGCCAUUUUUACAGAUAAUGAGAAUUUGUAUAAUAAUGAUAUUAAUCACGGUAUGAGUGAAAAAAAAAAUUCCCAAUCGAAAAAUGAUUGCCAAAAGGUCAACAAAUAUUUGUCGAAUUUUAACGCGGAUUUCGAGAAAAUCAUGUCAUUUGACCAUAAUAUUUGUUUAAACGAUCCCUUUAAUACCUACAAAACGAAUGAUAAUACAGCUGAUAGGCAUGGACAUGAUAGAUACUUGUUACAUAAUGGAGCCGUUUCACUUGGUGAUAAAGAAAAUUCGCUUUCAUCGAGUAACGUAUCCGUGUGCUCUUUAAAUUCUGGUAGCAAAGACUUAACAGCGAUUAAUUUGAAAGGAGUGAAAAAAGGCAUUGCCACUGCCAUAGUGGCACCUCAGCCAAGUCAGAGCCAAUCAGAAUCACAUAAAGGAGAAUCAAAUUGUAGCAUUUACGAUAAUAUUACUCAAAUCAACGAACGCAAUUUUCAAGUGGUAAGCGAAGGUGAAAGAAAUAUAGGUGAUAAUGAACGUGUUGAUACCCAUAAAGAUGUAAUGACAAAUAAAUUGACUUUAGAAUCGAAAUUUUUAAUAGGAUUUAAUAAUAAUCUGGACAAAACUCCGAAGAAUUUCCCGUAUAAAGAUGUAAUAACAAAUAACUCCGAGGAUAAUAGUGCCCGUGAAAUGACACCAAUAAACAAUGAUUUAAAUCCAGGGCAAGAACUAUAUACAGAAGAAAACAGAGUGUUGAUAUCAACUCAUACAUUGACAGGGUGUGAUGAUAGAUAUGGAUUGUAUGAUAACAAAAUGGCAAGGCCUGAAUUUAUGAAGAACAAUUUGAAUCUAAUCUCUAGUGUAGAUGAAAACAAAUUUUUGGGAGAAAAAAAUCUAUUAAACAUAAAUUUUGAAGCUGAAAUUAAUGAAAAAUUAGCAAAUGAUAAUCAUGAAAAUGAUCAAAUCAAUGAUAAUACCAUCAACAUUAUAAAAACGUUACAAAAUGAGAGGAUCAAUCUUAAUUACCAUCCUAACAAUAUUUCAGAUGUGCAUUUUAACAUUGCGGGGAAAAUGGAAAUAAAUGAAUCUUCCUUGGAUAAAAAUGAAGGGAAUGAUGUGUUUUCAAAUUUGUUCAAUAAAAAUACUGAGGACAAAAAGAAUGUUAGAAAUUUUGAUAUUGAUAAUAUUAUGGCAGGAGAAAUUAAAUCAAAGGACAAAGAUGAUAUAAUCAAAAGUGAUUUUAAUUUUAUGAUUACAGAAUCUGGAAAUAAUUCAGUAUGUGGAAUAUUUGGCAAUAACUUUAAUCAAGAAUCACCAUCAGAAGAAAAUAGAUUCAACUUCCAAUUCUAG
Messenger RNA from Gordionus sp. m RMFG-2023, 1569 nucleotides. RefSeq names its product GATA zinc finger domain-containing protein 14-like. The transcript has 4 exons. NCBI's taxonomy places the organism in Eukaryota, Metazoa, Nematomorpha, Gordioida, Chordodea, Parachordodidae. The record is from RefSeq and is a predicted model, not a curated record. Bases 1 to 1569 code for a protein of 522 amino acids.